Felis catus (domestic cat) is the source of this 3070-nucleotide messenger RNA. It is a transcript of the gene KLK15, whose product is annotated as kallikrein related peptidase 15. The record is from RefSeq and is a predicted model, not a curated record. Lineage: Eukaryota; Metazoa; Chordata; Mammalia; Carnivora; Felidae. Gene Ontology annotation, molecular function: serine-type endopeptidase activity. Gene Ontology annotation, biological process: proteolysis.
CUUGGAUUCUGAGAAGGAGAGAGCUGGAGCCUGGGGGCUGAGUUCCAAGUGUGCGCACCUCCGUGGCCCCGGAGGGGCAGGGGCUAGAACGGGGCUUCAGCGCCUCGGACAUAGAGGGUAAAGGCAUCUCCAGAUUCCCCGAGGGGUGAAGGACCCCAGCUAGCCGGCUCUUUGGUCUUUCUGUCCGCUCCUCACUGCCCUUGCGGAUAAUCACCCGCGCACGCGCACAGCUUCAUGAGCGUGCACCUAGGCGAGCACAAUCUGCGCAAGCGCGAUGGCCCGGAAGUGCUGCAGACUGUGGCUCGCCUCGUCCCACACCCGUGCCACGAAGCGCGCAGCCACCGCCACGACGUCAUGUUGCCACCUAACCCGCAAGUGCGUCCCGUGGCGCUGCCCACGCGUUGUCCCCAACCAGGCGAGGCCUGCGUGGUGUCCGGCUGGGGCCUGGUGGCUGAUGACAAGCCUGGGACCAAAGGGAGCGCAAGGUCACGAGUGAGUCUCCCAGAUAUGCUGCAUUGUGCCAACAUCAGUGUUAUCCCGGCCACAUCUUGUAGCAAGGACUACCUAGGGCGCCUUAUGAGCAACGUGUAUGCAGGAGUAGAAGGCAGAGGCACGGACUCCUGUGAGGUCAGAGCCAUGGGGAGGGGAACAGGCUUGGGUGUUGGGAUGGGGUCGGGUUGUGCUUGCUUUGGGCCAGAGAAGAUGCUAGGGAUAGAUGUGGGGGUGGAGAAGGAAGAGCAGUUAGAACGGGGGUGGAGUUGGAGAUGGGGUUGGAGAUGCGGGUAGGGGUGCGUUGUAUUUGGGGCGGAUGGUGUGGUGGUUGGUGUGGAAUGGCCUGGCUGUGAUUUGAGAAUAGGAAUGGGCUUGGUUUGAUUUUAGAAGGAAAAUACAUUGGGUUGAAAUGCGGAUGGGGUAAGUUUUGUCUGGGAUGUGAAAGCCGUAACAGCUGGGGUUGGCUGUGUUGGCAGUAAGGAUAGACAUAGGCCUGGUUUGAUUUUGAAUGGGGACGACGUGGGGGUUGGGUUGGGUUGGCGCUACACGGCGGGGAUUGAACAUGGAUUGGCUGAGUUGUAUUGACUUGUGUUAGGUUGGGGUUGAAUUGGAUUCGAUUGGGUUAAACUGGGUUGUAUUGAGUUGAGUUGGAGAGGGAUUGCAUGGGGUGGGGUCGGAUUGGGUUUUGACUCAGAUCGUGCCCGGUGAUUAGGCUAAGGAUGGGCGCACUGGAUCCAGAAGUUUCCCACUCAAACUUUCUCUUCCCCACACAGGGUGACUCCGGGGGACCCCACACAGGGUGGCUGGUCUGUGGGGGAGUCCUGCAGGGAAUCGUGUCCUGGGGUGACGUCCCCUGUGACACUACGAACAAGCCUGGUGUUUAUACCAAAGUCUGCAGCUACUUGGGGUGGAUCAGGGACACCAUGAAGAGGAACUGACUGUUUUGGUCUACCACCUGUGUCUCUGGCUGAGCAGAAACUCCUGUAGCUGGCCAGCCACCCCCUCCUGACCUGGGACAGAACUGAGCCAUCCCUUAACACCCCAUCUGUCCAAGACGCACAUGUUGGCCAAGGAUUUGUCCCAUGUCAAGCCAGAGCUGGUGCUCAAGGUCACCUGUUUAAACACUGAGAUAACAGUGCUGAUGCAAGUUUCUCUGUAGGAGUUGCUGUGACUUUCUUCUGGGGAUGAAGAGAAGUGGGAGCCAGAGACUGGGUGGGGAACCCAAGGCCACUGUGCGUUGCUCCAUUUCACUCGCUGCCCCGAUGCCUAGGUGAAAAGAAAUAGCUUGAAGCAGGGCUCUUCAUUCACAUACACACAGGAUUAGCUGUGCAGUCUUGAGGGAAAGACUCGAUGCCACUCAGCUUCGGUUCCCCCAGGUGUGAAACAGAGAUCUUCAUGUUGCUUACCUCACAGCGUUGUAAGGAUUAAAUGAGGAAGGUUAUACGAACUCAUUCCAAUAGUGCCUGGCACAGGGCAAAUAUAUCUCUGGACCCCAGCGGAAAAGACCCCCAGCACACGCUAGAUGAUCAAGAAUGACUUCAUUUUCUUCGAGAUUCAGUCGUGGGCCUCCUGGCAGCCAGGCAAAAAGGCAAAUGCUCUCCUUUUCCUGAGGCAGUCUCCCGACAUGCAGCGGAGGCUGGGCUACCCUGUGGCCUACUUUGAUUUUGCUGAAGAGCUCAGAGAAUGUGCCAGAAGCCCAUGAGUUCACCGUUGAGGUUGCAGAAAUCUCGUUCCUGAUUCUCAACGGAGAUUCCUCCCAAAAUGUGGUCUUCAAGGUCACUGAAUGUUGAACCACAUGAACCUGGCUCCUGAGAUCUAAAUGUCCUACCGGGGGAAGGGGAAUUGCAGUUUGUAGAGAGGCCUCUCUUGACCUUGGGAGGCGGAUAAUCUGGAAUUCCUGGGACUUUAAAGGACCUAAACGUGAGCGUCCAGACUUGGACGCUCAAGGAGUAGUGGUGGGGUGUGAUGAGAUCCCAAUGUUGUUCUGGGAGUGGGGGCGGGGGGGACAUUGGAUUUUGGAGUGCUUAGGGGACUUAUUUAGGGAGACCACUGACACCUCGUUUCUGGAUCUGGGGGCACUAGGCUGGUGGUGGUAGGUACCCUGAGAUUUUAUUCGGAGAGAAACAAUAAAUGGAUUUGGACCUAGAUCCUGAGUCUGGGAGUGCAAGAAUCGGGGUGUUCUGAAAGCCUUACAUUUCGGAGGCGGCUGAAGCCGGGAAACCGGCGUGUUGGCUCCAAGUGGUGCGGGAGAAGGGAAUCGGAGCCCCUCAGCUGGUGUCUGAGGAUACCCUGGGUCUUCAGGUGUGUGACCUUCCUUGGGGUUCAGGUAUAUAUCGGACUUUGUACUGGAGGUCAUUGAUUCCUCCGUGCUCCUGUUUCUUCUCACCCCCCCCCCCAACUCCCCUCACCGGCUCUGUCUCCAAGAGCAGGGGCCCGGGAGCUCCAGGCCCUGCCCUGUCUGGCCUCAGGCCCCAGGAAUGCUUCCAGCACAAUCAGGGCCCGCAGAACAACAGGUGCUUGCUCUCCCGCCCCUUCCACAGCUCUGGGGUGGGAGGAGGUGUCCAGCCCCCAGGAGGCA